CGCACAGCACCUUUAUGUGCUCCAGGCUAGAUGCUAAAGUAGCUUCAGCGUUGGCCUCACAGACGGGGUCCACAAAAGACACGCGUUAUCGCUGUGGUUUACGGGUCAAAACCGGCGGUCUAUACAUCGAAAGGGGAAGUGCCAUUGGCCUGCGACAAACUUUGCUAUGGGCAAAAAGUCUCGCGACGAGGAGUCUUCAUCCUCUGAUGAGGAAGAAUAUGUUGUGGAGAAGGUGCUGGACAGGAGGGUGGUGAAAGGCAGGGUUGAGUUCUUCCUGAAGUGGAAAGGAUAUUCAGAAAAGCACAACACGUGGGAGCCAGAGAAGAAUCUGGACUGCCCUGAGCUUAUUUCAGAAUUCAUGAAGACCUACAAGAAAAGCAGUGGGAGCUCGACACCUAGCAGCGGGGGCAGCAAAUCAAGUACAGGCUCCUUGGGACGCUCCAAAGACUCCAGUACCUCAAAGAAAAGAAGUUCGGACGAUGAUGAGGAGGGUGGCAGUAAGCCAAAAAAGAAAAAGGAGGAUGACAUUCUUGUUGCGCGUGGCUUUGAGAGAGGACUUGAGCCAGAAAAGAUAAUAGGAGCAACCGACUCAUGUGGAGACCUAAUGUUUCUUAUGAAGUGGAAAGACUCUGAGGAGGCUGAUCUCGUGCUUGCCAAGGAGGCCAAUCAUAAGUGCCCACAGAUAGUCAUAGCCUUCUAUGAGGAACGUCUCACCUGGCAUGAAGACAGUGACAAGAAGGAGAAGGAUGCUGUCAGUGCGUGAGCGCACCACCUCAGGAGGAAACAGGACCUCCUCCACUGCAGGGACUAUCUUGAGUCAGAUAUUUUUCACACCCAAACCUCCCAUCCUCCCUCUUUACCAUGUCCAACAAUGACGUAUAGACAGUGGACACAGUCGUUAUCUCAUCCAUGCCCCAUUGGAGCACAAGGGCCCAGCGUGCUGAGAAGGAUCAUUAGAUAGGAGGAGAAGCUGUAGCGGACAUGGGUGGUAUGCUACUGGGGUUAGGGUUUCUGUUGUCUUUGUAUUCUUAACUUCUUUUUCAUGUCUUAACACAUAAUGUUUUAGUGCUUACAGGAUGCGAUCGUGUCAGUCAUGUGUUUUGCAUCCAUGGCCAUCUGUUAAAAAUUGGAGCAUAAUCUUGAGAGCCAGAGGUGGUACAAGCUGCGAUUAACCAAGAGCUUGUCUCACGCAGGUGCACAGCCUCCAUCCUAAACUCUUCAAGCUGUGCACCUUUUUGCUUUAAGAACCCGCUAACAUCACUGAAGAUAAAACUAGUGUUGAUAUUCAGGAAGCAACCACAGCAGCACUUUCCUGACUACAUAAUCACAUCAUUUUUAAAAAACUUUUUAUCUCUUUUAGAUUCUUCAGUUUGUCCUGUCUCCUGGGAUAUAACUACUCAAUUUGCAAACUUGCAAAUGACACUGGCCAAUUAUGUCUUUAUAAUGGAAGUGAUGAGCCUUGUUCGUUUUUUUUUAAAUGUCAUUUUUGUCUCAUUUCCAAGUUUUAACGUGAACUUCGUGUGGUGUUUAAUUUCUUUACGCUAUUACCCGUUCAAGAAAUUGACAAUAAAACACAUUUUGCUCUGUUUUGUA
Messenger RNA from Chelmon rostratus (copperband butterflyfish), 1593 nucleotides. It is a transcript of the gene cbx5, whose product is annotated as chromobox homolog 5 (HP1 alpha homolog, Drosophila). NCBI's taxonomy places the organism in Eukaryota, Metazoa, Chordata, Actinopteri, Chaetodontiformes, Chaetodontidae. Gene Ontology annotation, biological process: chromatin organization; negative regulation of transcription by RNA polymerase II. The coding region runs from base 167 to 763 and encodes 198 amino acids. Gene Ontology annotation, cellular component: nucleus; pericentric heterochromatin. Gene Ontology annotation, molecular function: chromatin binding. The transcript has 5 exons. The record is from RefSeq and is a predicted model, not a curated record.